GGGUUUCGUUACUUCUGGUUAGUCCGUUGGGGAACUGCUGCCCGGACACCUGAGACUGCUGAGACGGCCGAUUUCUCCUUAUCAUUUGCUCCUUCAAGUUGCACGCGUAGGCCGAGGAGUCUUGAUCAUCCGCAGCGAUGGGAGGGCUGUGCAUCCGGCUGUAGUGACAUGGACCGUAAUGUCAGCUCGCUGAUAGGCAAAAUAGCUGGUUGAACUACACAGAAGGCUCCAGGAUUCUCUCCGCCGUUCACUUGAGAAGCUAGUGAUGGCCCUGGUCGAGGAUUCCAGUACGCACCGUCCGCGAAAGCUGCUCCUACCGUUGGCUAUUCUAUGGGUAGCUCUCGCGUUAUCCCUUCUAGGGCUACCAGCCAUUACGACAGCGGAUUCCCGUGCUCCUAUCGCCUCGUCGUCGGAAGCAUCUUCAUCAGCAAUCGUUUCUCCAGCAGUCGAUAACGCAGCAGCGGCGGCGGUGGCGGGGAAUGGCGGGAAGCAGGUCAUCAAAGUGGCUUGCCUUGUGCCGCUGGAGCUCGCUUUCGGCCAGGCCAUCUUCAAGGCUGUGCGAUUGGCCGAGGCCCAGAUCAACGCCGACGACCAGCUGCUGCCAGACUACUCCGUUCAAGUCGUGCCGGUCAACACAAGCCUCUCCACCACCCAGGCUGCAGCGGCAGUGGUGCAGACGAUGCUGACAGAAAGGGUGGUAGCAGCAGUUGGGCCGAUGACGUCCUCUCAGGCGCACGUGCUCUCAGCCAUCCACACUCAAGUGCAGGUGCCUACAGUCUCCUACUCUGCCACAGACCCCUCUCUCUCCGCCGCCUCCUACCCGUUCUUUGCCCGCACCAUCCGCAGCGACGCCCUCGAGAUGCAAGCCAUAGCAGACCUGGUGGCGCAUUUCAGCUGGCUUGAGGUGAUCACCAUCUACAGUGACGACGACUAUGGCAGGAACGGAGUCAACCAGCUCACCGUGCUGCUCGAUAAGCUGUCCAUAGACGUGGUGAAGAGCAUCCCCGUGCAGCUCGACGCCUCCCUCUCAGACAUCAUCGUGCGCCUGCUAGCCGCUCAGAAGCUGGAGUCAACUGUCUUCAUUCUCCAGCUGAACCUUGAGCUGAUUGUGCCGGUGCUCACAGCUGCGUCGGAGGUGGGCAUGAUGACCCCCGGAUAUGUGUGGAUCGCCACCGAAGGAGUGGUGUCGGAGCUGGAGAACCUACCAGAGCUCUCCACGGAGGGGGUCAUUGGGACGCGCGUCUUCGUGCCGCCCAACGCGCAGCUGUCAGAGUUCGAGCGGGCGUGGCAGGCGGAUGGGGACGGGAAUGCAACGGCUGGUGCUGCAGCAUCGUUCCAAGAGACCACCCUCUACGCUCUCUUCGCCCAUGACUCUCUCUCCCUCAUCGCCCACGGCCUCCACUCCGUCCUCUAUCCCAACUCCCCCUCCUCCUCCUACUCCUCCCCUUCCCCUCCUCCUCUUCCUGCUAGCAACGCCAGUGCAAGUGCCAUGGGUAUCGCUGGGAUAAUGGCAGGGGCAGGAGUGGAAAGUACGAAUGCGGGGGUGCAGGGGCUUGAGCAGUGGCAAGCAGUGAGGUUACCAAAGGGAGGAGGUGCUUCUUCCGAUCUAGCCAAAUUGCAAGAGAAUCUCGAGGGUGCAAAGCUUAUGGAUGCCAUCGUACGGACGACAUUCGAUGGGGUCACUGGGAGUGUGACGCUGGAUGAAUUGGGCGAUCGCAACGGCACGUCCUUCGAGAUAGUCAAUGCGGUCAACGGCAGGCUGCGGUCCAUCGGCUACUGGACCACAGAGAACGGCCUCGCUUCCUCCCUUGAUCCUACAGGGACAAACAAGGAUCCCACCCAAUCAGUGCUUGCUGGCGUCAUCUGGCCCGGCGGGGUCUCCUUCCUCCCUCGUGGCUGGUUUCCCCGCGCACACACGCCUUUGAAGAUCGCUGUGCCUUUCAAGCAGGAUUUCACCCAGUUCGUGCAGAUAACCACCAACGACACCUUCACUGGCUUCUGCGUGGAGGUCUUUCGAGCUGCAGUGGGGCUGCUGCCCUACACGCUGGACUAUGAGUUUGUGCCUUUUGGUGUCGGCAACCUCUCUCUAAGUUAUACCGACAUGCUCAGGCUAGUCGAAAACAAGACAUUCGACGGUGCCGUAGGAGACAUCACCAUAACGCAGGAGCGCCAGCAGAUGGUGCAGUUCACACAGCCAGUGCAGUCCGCGAGUCUCUCCAUGGCAGUAGCCCAGGAGCCCACGAGCACGGGCGCGUGGUCGUUCCUGUCGCCCUUCUCGCUCACCAUGUGGCUGGUCAUCCUGGCGUCCACCGCCUUCACGGUGGUGGCCGUGUGGUUCCUGGAGAAGAACCAAAACGAGGACUUCCACGCCCACGGCAAACUCUCCAGCCAGAUCAUCGACAGCGUCUGGUACGCGCUCACCACUAUCGUGUUCGCACAAGACAAGCCCAUCCACACCACCAUGGGGCGCCUGGCCAUGAUGUCAUGGCUCUUUCUCGUGCUCAUCAUAACCGCCAGCUACACCGCCUCCCUCUCAUCCAUCCUCACCGUUCAGAACCUCGCUGCGACCCCUGAUAGCCUUUCAGUGGCAAUUUCCCUGAAGCUCCCUAUCGGUUACCACGAGGGGUCCUUCACCUACAAGUACCUCCUAGCGAUCGGCAUCCCCGAUUCCAUCCUGCAGCCCCUGGGUUCCAUGGCUGACUUCGCAGACGCCCUGGGGUCGGGCAAGGUGAAGGGGGUGAUAGACGAGGCGCCGUACCUGGAUGUGUUCAGCUCGCGCUUCUGCAGCUACACACGGGUGAAGGAGCAGCUAUCCACCUUCAACUGGGGCUUUGCCUUUCAGAAGGGAAUGCGCGUACCCUACGAUCUGUCCAUAGCCAUUUCAAAACUCGCCCAGUCGGGGCAGCUGCAGAGCAUGCACGACUUUUGGAUCAAGGGGUCCACCUCUUGCUCCGUGGGGCCCUCCGUCUCCUCCACCAGCCUCGGCCCCGAGAACUUCUGGACGCUCUUUGUGAUCUAUAGCGCCGUCGCGGUGCUGUGCUGCCUAGUGUACUGCGCCAUGUCGGCUUAUACGGGGUACAGGAUCCUCAGCUACUGCCGCAAGAUGGAGAAGGAGUUGAAGGAGGAAGUUGAAAAGGGGAGAGGAGGCUCAUCCAAGACACAGCCUCCAGAGGAGGCCAGCAGAAAAGGGCUCAUUGGGUGCUGGAGUGCUGCCAAAUCCGGUUUCCACACAAUGCUGGAGAUCAACUUCUUCCACGCCCUCUUUGUGGGGCUGGGGUGGAAGGACCCCCCAGACAUCCACAACUCCCUGGUGGACAACCAACUGCAGCACAUUGACUUUGACAGUUACAGUGCUUCUGGCAGGUUUGGUGGUGCUGGUGGUGCUGGUGGGUUUGAUGGUUACGAUGCAGCUGGUGAUGGGAGGGAUGGCAGAGGGGGGGAAGGUGAAGGGGCCACGGUGCUUGAGCGCCUCAGGAGCAUGGGAGGGAGUUUCAAGGAUGGUGGCGAUGGCAGGCGGUUGAAAUCAAACAAAUCCCUGAAAAGGCGGUUUGACAGGGGAAGCUCGGCCAAGGGGGGCUCGUUCAGGGCCGGGUCUUUCAAGUCAACCUCGUUCAAAGCAUCAGAGUCGUUCAAAAAGCCCGGAUCUCUCCAGCGGCCAAGCACUGCCGAGGACGGGUCAAGGAAGUCAACGCCAGUCAAGAGGGCAGGUUCUUUCAGAACCGCCGAGUCGCUCAGUUCAGCCUCUUUCAAGCGGGCAGGUGCUUUCCAGGGGGGGCCUGUUGCCCGUGCUGUUAACUUCCGAAGCGCGUCUGUGAACGGCGGUGGAGGCAGGGAGGAGGCAGAAGGGCGGGAGCAGAGGGGGGAGCAGGGGCAGGAGCGGAGGGCAAAGCUUUUUGUGAGAAUGGAGAGUGGGAAGGGCAGCUUCAGGAAAUCGGACAGUUUUAGUAGGCCUGGGAGUGGAGGUUCCCAAGAAAGGGCUGGGGCUGGGAGCCUGGGCACUGGGCCAAUCUCACAGCAGGUGGGCAGCUUUAGGAAAUCGGACAGUUUUAGUAGGCCCGGGAGUGGGGGUACCCAAGACAGGAGGGAUGGGUCUGGGAGCCUGGGCGCAGGGCCAAGCUCGCAGCAACCGGGCAGCUUCAGAAACACGGGCAGCUUUAAGAGGCAAGGCAGUGCGAUCCGGGCUCCAAGCUUCAAGCGCACGGCCAGCAUUAGGCAGGAGGGUAGCAGCCCGGGGAGUGGUGGCAGGAGUGCCAACGAGGGUGGUGGGAAGGAGGCAAGUGGCAGGCCAGAGGGCUCGGAGCAGCAAGGGCCUGUGAUGAAGCAAAUGGGGAGCUUUAAGAAGGCUGGCAGCUUUAAGAAAACAGGCAGCUUCAAUCAAAGGGGCAGUCUGGGACAGGGGCCCCUUGUGGGACAGGGGCCCCUUGUGGGACAGGGACCCCUUGUGGGACAGGGACCCCUUGUGGGUCAGGGAGGCCUUUUUAAGCACAGCAGCAGCUUCAAACUCCCUGAAGGCUCGACCCAGACAGGCUUUAUCCCAGCAGGCUCCAACCAGGCAGGCGAUGCUGUUAGUUCAGGGGUGUCAGAGCAGCAGCAGCAGCAGCAGCAGCAGCAGCAGCAGCAGCAGGUGGGGCCGAUAAUGAAACCAGCGGGCCUGUUCAAAAAGACAGUCAGCUUCAGAGGGGCUGAGGUGGGAACGAGCUCUGCUGGAAGCUCUGGUGGCUCCGGGGGCAUGAACAGAGGGGGAGAGGACGGGGGGGCAGGAGGAGGUGGAGCAGGGGGGACAGGAGGGGCAGGAGGGGCAGGAGGCAUCGGAGGUGAGAGGGACGUGGGGGGGGGAGGAAGGACAGGGGGAGAAACUAGGCCGGACGUGAGGUUUGGUGGCCGUGCAAAGGACAGGUUUGAAGGGGGGCCGGUGUGGCAGUCUACGUCUUGGGGGAAGAGAGGGGGAAGCGGGAGCACUGGGGGGAAUUAGCGUGAGGUGUUUGACUGAUUAUGCCUACCAGGCCGAAUUCUCCUUUACCCACGCCUGCAAGGGAAGCAGGCUGUACAUUAGGUUUGGUGAGAGGUGGUGUGAGGGACAGGCUUGAAUGGGGGACCAGUGUGGCGAUUGGCUUCUUGGGGGAAGAGAGGGGGAUGCUGAAGCACCUGUGGGAAUUGACGGGUGUGACUCUUGGUGACAGACAGAAGGAAGGGUGCCCGUUACAGGGAGAUGCAUGCGCGGAGCGGACAGGUUUGGAGGAGGGGCCGGUGUGGCGAUUGGCGUCUUGGGGGAAGAGAGGGGGAUGCUGAAGCACCUGUGGGAAUUAGGGUGAGGGUGUGUGACUCAAUGUGCCAGGCCCAAUUCUCCAGGCCUUCAAGGGAAACAGAAGGGACAGGCUUGAAGCAGGGGCGGUGUGGUGGUCGGCGUCUUGGGGGAAGCGAGGGGGAUGCUGAAGCACCUGUGGGAAUUAGGGUGAGGGUGUUUGACUCAAUAUGCCAGGGCGUAAUCUCCUUUACCCAGGCCUGCAAGGGAAACAGAAGGGAGGCUCGAAGGGGGGGGCGGUGUGGCAGUUGGCGUCUUGAGGGAAGAGAGGGGGAUGCUGCAGCACCUGUGGGAAUUGAUGGGUGUGACUCUUGGUGACAGAAGGAAGGAAGGAUGUCCGUUGCAGGGAGAUGCAUGCCUGUAGCACGAGGAUGCAUGCCUUUAGGAUGUCUUGGGAAGUGGACAGGAUGGCAACAGCUUGGUGGGUGGGUGGGUGGUGGUGUGAGGGAUAGGCCUGCAGGGGCUUGGUGUGGUCUGGUGUGGUGGUCAACCGUCAACAAGAUGACAGGAACAAAUGUGUAUAUUGCUGUCAAGGGAGAACUGGAGAUAGGGUUUUGGACAACGGCUCCUUCCCGCAUGAAGCGUGCAUGCAGGCUGCUGUUGCGUGCUCAUAGUGGUUUCGUUUCUUCUAGUUUCUAUAUUUAUGUAUUUCCAGUUCUUGUAUACCCUUGUGUUUGACAACGCUUUCCAUGUACGGAAGAGAAGGGAAGGAUGCGAAGAAUUUAUAUUUAUAUU
Closterium sp. NIES-67 is the source of this 6037-nucleotide messenger RNA. Lineage: Eukaryota; Viridiplantae; Streptophyta; Zygnematophyceae; Desmidiales; Closteriaceae. The record is from the annotation of a GenBank genome assembly.